AUGGUGUACAUACGCCAGGACAAGCUCCCAAAGCUCAAGGAGUACAAAUACUCCGGCGUCGACCACAGUCUGGUGUCGCGAUAUGUGCUAAAGCCGUUCUAUACGCAUGUCGUCAUAAACUGCUUCCCUAUGUGGAUGGCACCGAACCUUAUUACGACGACAGGAUUCAUGUUCGUGGUCGCCAACUUCUUAACGAUGCUAUGGUACACGCCGACGCUGGACCAGGACUGUCCACCAUGGGUGUACGCGAGCUGGGCCAUCGGGCUGUUCUUAUACCAGACGUUUGAUGCGGUGGAUGGGAGUCAAGCGAGGAGAACACACCAGAGCGGGCCGCUAGGGGAGCUGUUUGAUCACGGCGUCGAUGCGAUCAAUACUUCGCUGGAGGUCCUGCUCUUCUCGGCGGCAAUGAACCUCGGGCAGGGCUGGAAGACGGUUCUCACGCUAUUCGCUUCGCUCAUGACGUUUUAUGUCCAGACCUGGGAGGAGUACCACACACAUACCCUCACGCUCGGCUUCAUUUCCGGACCCGUCGAAGGCAUUCUCACACUAUGCAUUGUGUACGCUCUCACGGCAUACCUUGGGGGUGGUAGCUUCUGGCAGCGGUCGAUGCUCGCAAGCAUUGGCAUCAAGAACUACGACUUCAUUCCCAAUAUUCUCUAUGACCUGGCCUGGAACGAGUGGUACAUGGUCUACGGUGGGAUAGUGCUGGUCUUCAAUACCAUCAGCAGUUGCCAGAACGUUAUGGAAGCCCGCCGUGCCCGCGGCCAGAGGACCCGGAUCGCCAUGCUAGGCUUACUCACUUUCGCUGCAGCCUGGACCCUCAUCCCAGCCUAUCUCUACCUCCAACCGAUGAUCCUGCGGCAGCAUCUUGUACCGUUCAUUUUCUACGCCGGACUUGUAAACGCAUACUCCGUCGGUCGAAUCAUCAUCUCGCAUCUCACAAAAUCGCGCUUCCCGCGCGGCAAUGUCCUCAUCUAUCCGCUCAUUUACGGCGUGGCCGACUCUCUCGGACCGUGGUUACAGAAGCACAUUGGCGUUGGCUGGCCGAGCGCAUUGGGUAAUGAUGUUUACCAGGUCGCAUUCGUCUUCAUGUGUCUUGGACUCGCAAUUGGCGUCCACGGCAGCUUUGUCAUUGAUGUCAUCUGGACGAUAUGCGAUUACCUGGAUAUUUGGUGCUUGACGAUCAAGUAUCCGUAUCAGCCGGUUGAAGAAAAUGCCGAGAAGGAUAAAAAGGGGCAGUGA
Messenger RNA from Trematosphaeria pertusa, 1242 nucleotides. Its product is annotated as Choline/ethanolaminephosphotransferase. Gene Ontology annotation, biological process: phospholipid biosynthetic process. NCBI's taxonomy places the organism in Eukaryota, Fungi, Ascomycota, Dothideomycetes, Pleosporales, Trematosphaeriaceae. Gene Ontology annotation, molecular function: phosphotransferase activity, for other substituted phosphate groups. The transcript has 5 exons. Bases 1 to 1242 code for a protein of 413 amino acids. Gene Ontology annotation, cellular component: membrane. The record is from RefSeq and is a predicted model, not a curated record.